CUGUAGGGUUUGUCUUUCAUUUGGACCUUUGAGGUGUAAGAUUAUCUAAAUUACAGGAGUCUGUCACCACACCCCAGACCGCAUGAUUGAGCCCAUUGGUUUCUACGUUGUCUCUGCCAGGAGAGGCAUCGCCUGCCCCCUCACCUAAUAGUUAUUUGAACAAGUCGGAAGCGUCUCCAUUCCAGACUGGCACACACCUGCGCACACCGAGCCUGUUGGCCGCGACCUGUCAGCUCUGAAAUGGGGAACAGCAAAGCUUCUGCGCUGCUCUCACUUAUCGGUGUCAUGCUGCUCUGGCCAUAUGUGCUCACCAAAAGUGUCUCAUCCCAACUGCAAACUGCAGACAGUGCCGCUCUAUCUACAGGGCAGGUAGAAGGGCACCCUCAUGUGUCGAAGCGGUCGACACAGAACUGUGAAAGCACAUUUGACGAUUACUGCCUGAACAACGGCCAGUGCAUGCUGCUGGUGGACAUCGAUGAACACCACUGCAAGUGUGAGAAGGGUUUCUACGGCCACAGGUGUAGCCAAACAGAACUUGUCGUUCAGCCAAUGGUAGAAAAGCAGAUAAUUGUCACUGUUUUCUGUGUGAGUCUGCUGAUUAUAGGUCUGGCUGGAGCUCUGUACUUCUUCUGCAAAUG
This is a messenger RNA of Micropterus dolomieu (smallmouth bass), 638 nucleotides long. RefSeq names its product proepiregulin-like. The record is from RefSeq and is a predicted model, not a curated record. Gene Ontology annotation, biological process: epidermal growth factor receptor signaling pathway; positive regulation of cell population proliferation; positive regulation of mitotic nuclear division. Lineage: Eukaryota; Metazoa; Chordata; Actinopteri; Centrarchiformes; Centrarchidae.